Rosa rugosa (rugosa rose) is the source of this 255-nucleotide messenger RNA. RefSeq lists its product as uncharacterized. Gene Ontology annotation, biological process: protein ubiquitination. Lineage: Eukaryota; Viridiplantae; Streptophyta; Magnoliopsida; Rosales; Rosaceae. Gene Ontology annotation, cellular component: membrane. Gene Ontology annotation, molecular function: ubiquitin-protein transferase activity. The transcript has 4 exons. The coding region runs from base 1 to 255 and encodes 84 amino acids. The record is from RefSeq and is a predicted model, not a curated record.
AUGGAACUGGGUCUUGCUUCACGUUCUUUUGAUUCCUUUGACUUUAAAUUUGGAAUUCCUUUACAAAAUGCUCAUAGAAAAUGUGUCCAUAGGUCGUGCAAUGAGAAGGGAGAUAUCAUUUGUGAAAUCUGUCAUCAGCCUUACCAACCUGGUUAUACUGCUCCAUCACCUCCCCCUCAGUCUGACGACACUACUGUUGACAUCAGCUUUUCUGCAGAACAUGAAUUGGGUGGUGUUCAGGAAGUCCAGGGGUAA